CUUCGCAACACUACAGUACUCUUUCGUAUUGAAGCUUGUAUGCAUUCACUUUUCCUCUCUUUUUUCAGAUGUGGAAGUUGCAUGCGGAGAUUGUAUACGGAGGGGGUGAUGUAAUGGGCAACAUGGUUUUCUAGGCAAUUCAUCAAAUGAGGGCCUGGGUGACAGUCUAUUUUAUCCUCUAGAGCUCAAGUUAACGAUUCUUAGCAAAUCUGUGCCUGUUACAAAUCACGACCGACUAAUAUAAUCAAAGAGUAUGGAACUUGUACUUCCAACAAUAUACACGCAGCUGGCGUCGAUAGCACCAUGCCCAAGAGUUAGACGCUUGCUAAGCAUUAAUUGAGUCCAUUUAUUUGAUCACUCAAUGUGGAAACACACAAAGACUCGUUCUUCAUUGCUUAUUACUCAUGAAAACAUUGGCAGUACAUGCAUUGUUUUUCCGCGGCAAGGCGUUCCUCCUCUUUCUUUUUCUUUUCGGCAAGCUCAAUUUCGCGCUGUUGAAUCUCGGCAAGCUCCUUUUGACGCUGCUUGAUAUCGGCAAGGAUAUAUUAUCUUCUUCUCAGCUUGCACACUUACAAAUUUUCAAACUUAGUUUGCCUACUAAGUCCUUUUUGGUGAUGUUGUGUCCGAACGCAUCAAAGAAGCGCUUUUUGACCAUCUUGCACAGAUUUCAGAACGAUAUACAGCAAAUUGACAAACAAUGAUAAGCUUUAUAGAUUUUAUAUUUAACAAAAUAGGUUCUCAAAAGAAAUUUGGUCUCUAACGAUUCUUGCAUUCCCGAGGUACGCGAAAUUUUGGCAUCAAAUUGCAUAUUGCACUCAAUGUGAUAGUUUAAACAAUUUGUCUCCAAAUUUUGCACCCGACUUUCAGCUCUUACCAUAUUCAAAAUCGAUGCAUUUGUCAGAUCCACCAAUACACACGAAUUAAUCGACCUAAACAAUGCGCUGUAUCUCAAAGUGAUUUUUUAUACAAUGUGACUUCAAAAUUUAAUCAUGCACAAAUCACCCGAGAGAACAAAACGACAACAAUUAUGAAUGAAAAUCUUAUAAAUUCGCUCAUUCAUAAGCACAGUCGAGAUGUACGAUCUUU
Molecule: messenger RNA, 1086 nt
Organism: Plasmopara halstedii
Lineage: Eukaryota; Oomycota; Peronosporomycetes; Peronosporales; Peronosporaceae
Exons: 1
Coding region: 405-701 (98 amino acids)
Source: RefSeq, a predicted model, not a curated record